AUGAAGAAUGACAUAGCUGAUGUAAACAAUACCCUGAAAAAAUUUAAUAUUGAAUUAGAAGAACCUGAAGAUCGAGUCAUCUUCAGCCUCCCCGUGAGCUGCUCCAAAGCUGGAAAAGUGCUCUGGUGCUGCGGCGUCCCCAGGGUGCGGACGGUGAGCUGCCCCACCUCUUGGCAGGAGAACCGAGGCAGCUUGGGGGGUCCAGGCCCUGGGAAUCUGCCACGGGAGGAAGGACUUUCUCUUAGACUUCCCGUUGUGGACACACAAGCUGGAAAGACCAUCAAAGAACUUAACACCGUCGCAGGCCAAGUGGACACAACCCACGAGACGUUCACCGAGGCCAGCCUGGUAGCCAAGUCCUCAGGUGCUGUGUCCUCCGUCCUGCAGCUCCCGGGUGUGGCCCUGGUACCUGUGACAGCAGGAGGGAGUCUGAUGCUCUCAGCAGCUGGCAGGGCCUGGGGUAGCAGCUGCGGCCACAACCUUCUGACAAAUGUCUUAGAAAACAGGAGAAUUUGGCCCUGGCUGAUGGCCCAGGCCCACCCCAGCUUCCCUGCGAGGCUCAGGAACGUCGUGGCCACAAGCCGGGUGCUCUUCUUGAAGGCCACAGGGGUCAGAGCCAGGGAGAGCCCCGUUCCGGCCAUGACCCGGGGUGCCCGGAGGAUGAGUGCAGCUGGGGCUGGCUUCUUACUCGCGCAAGACACGAAAAGCACCCUGCAGACCUGGAGGCUCCGGGAAGAGGGGGCGAGGAGGAUGGCCGAGGGACUGAGGACACUCGCCAAGGAGCGGGCAGAGCUGAACCAGCUGUCCCGGCGCUAUAGGCUGACCCUCAGAGGCAGGAGGAGCUCACCACUGAACCAGAAGACCUUUGGAAGCCUACAGCCCUUGAGACAACGGCAGGACCCAAAGCUGUUCCGUGUGGCCGUUUCCAGCCGGAGCACGUUAGUACCAGCUCCGGCUUCUCUACACAACGCAGACGCCGGGCGCUCACCAGGUCGCUGA
Molecule: messenger RNA, 999 nt
Organism: Molossus molossus (Pallas's mastiff bat)
Lineage: Eukaryota; Metazoa; Chordata; Mammalia; Chiroptera; Molossidae
Gene: APOL5
Product: apolipoprotein L5
Biological process (GO): lipoprotein metabolic process; lipid transport
Cellular component (GO): membrane; extracellular region
Molecular function (GO): lipid binding
Source: RefSeq, a predicted model, not a curated record